GCCCUGCAACCGUCCCGAUUCCGUAGUGGCAUAUUCCCGUUGACCAGCAAAUAGAUUACUUUCACAAUAAAUACUAACCCGACAAAUAAAAGGUUUCUUGCGUUGAAGUAGCCAUUAAUAAACAAUGGCGGAAAAAGAAAUAGAUUCAGAUGGAGAGGCAAACAGUGAUCAAAGUUUACAAGCACUUUUUACAAAGGGAUGGCAGGCAUUCGAAGAAUUAGAAGGAUCUUCUUUACCCUUUAAUUCCAGGGAUUAUCAACACAAAGUUAAGGAUACUAUGUCAAUGUUGGAAACUUCUACAACUUUUGUAAAUAAAAUUGCCCUAUUCAGUCCUAAUGAACUCAUAGAUGAAGUGUCAACAGAUUCAUUGCAGUAUUUACUGCUUCCUUUCUUUCUGGGUAAAGUGGCAUUGAAAUUGCACCAGGAAGACCGCGGGGAAGUGCUGCACAUUGCCGAAGUGUAUUUCAAAGACUUCUUGCAACGCUGCGAAGAAUAUGAGUUAUGUGAAAAUCGAAAAAAUAUUUCAGAUAAAUCGGAAGGUAGCAAUACAGAUGAAUUAGCACAACUAAUGCGGGCAGCACAUGUACGCAAUGACAAAAUUGCACAAUUUCGCAAAAAAAAGGAAUUGGAAGAAUUUGUAAAGAAAAUGAAAUUAGCCGUGCGCAGUAAAACCGUUGACGAUGAAGUGCGCAGGGAUUUUUUCCUAAAACUGAUAUAUAAAAGCAUAAUUGACGCAAAUGAAGAAUUGGAUAGUAUUAAGUUGGAAAAGCAAAUGGUAGAAUUGCGUAAAAUUCGUGGAAAUGCAAGUAAUGGUGCUUUAUCGCCACACGAUGGCACUGCUUCCAGUGCAGAAUCUGCGGCUACAAGCUCUCAGAAUGCAGGACACUCUCAUCAGCACCAACAUCACCAUCACGAUACUCUACAACCAAAGAGGAAGCCAAUGCAACCGUUUAUUAUUACACGUAAUGCUGCACAAAAGGCAGUGUUCGGUGCAGGUUAUCCUAGUUUGCCAGUGUUGACCGUCGACGAGUUUUACGAUCAACGUGUGCGCGAUGGCGUUUUCCCUAACGAAGAAAAAGUUGCGAAAAUGAAUCGUGAACAAGCAAUCGCUGCUGCACAAGAUCCCAAUGAGAAAGAAGAUCAGGAGCAGGCUAUUGAGGAAGCGCAAAUCGAGAAUGAUGAUCCAGAGUAUUUAGACCGCAUGCGUCGUAUGGACGAGUACAAGGAUGUUGUUCGCCGUGGAGAUGGGAACCGUUACAAUCGCAGUUGAACUGUAACUUUACAUUGUUUUUUUUUUUAUAUAUACUCUAAAACAUUUACAAAUUAUGUAAUUGGUUUUGCUGCACAUAGAUUUUAAUAAAUAAAUCAUUACUUUAUUAAAGAGAAA
This is a messenger RNA of Rhagoletis pomonella (apple maggot), 1387 nucleotides long. RefSeq names its product immunoglobulin-binding protein 1 (gene Tap42). The record is from RefSeq and is a predicted model, not a curated record. Gene Ontology annotation, cellular component: cytosol. Gene Ontology annotation, biological process: regulation of signal transduction; regulation of dephosphorylation. Gene Ontology annotation, molecular function: protein phosphatase 2A binding. NCBI's taxonomy places the organism in Eukaryota, Metazoa, Arthropoda, Insecta, Diptera, Tephritidae. The transcript has 3 exons. The coding region runs from base 125 to 1270 and encodes 381 amino acids.